Molecule: messenger RNA, 426 nt
Organism: Anopheles moucheti
Lineage: Eukaryota; Metazoa; Arthropoda; Insecta; Diptera; Culicidae
Product: general odorant-binding protein 99b-like
Exons: 2
Coding region: 1-426 (141 amino acids)
Biological process (GO): sensory perception of smell
Molecular function (GO): odorant binding
Source: RefSeq, a predicted model, not a curated record
AUGAAGUCAAUCGUUCUCAUCGCUGCAGUUUUGACGGUUUUGUCUGUACAGCUUAUAAGCGCAGCGGACGAUAUAGAAUCGCUGAUUGAAUCCUGCAGCAAGAUUGUGCAAGGAAUGACGGAAGAUUUGAAAACUGAAUACCGUAUGAACGCAUUUCCGGACGAUCCAGUUACACAUUGCUUCGUGAGAUGUCUCGGGCUCACACUUAAUCUUUACGACGAUGACGAAGGGAUCAAUUUGCAUGCGAACUGGGAACACCUGGGCAGAGCGGAUGACGAGAUCCAAUUUAUCACUACACAUCGCGCCUGUCUGGAUGACAGAAAUUUGGAAACGAUCGACAAUCCGUGCGACCGUGCGUACAGUGCAUUUCAAUGCCUAAAGGAAGAGUACGGCAUGGACCAAACAAGCAACACCACCAGCAGUUAG